This is a messenger RNA of Naumovozyma dairenensis CBS 421, 2664 nucleotides long. RefSeq names its product bifunctional aminoimidazole ribotide synthase/glycinamide ribotide synthase (gene ADE57). Gene Ontology annotation, cellular component: cytosol. The record is from RefSeq and is a predicted model, not a curated record. The transcript has a single exon. Gene Ontology annotation, molecular function: metal ion binding; phosphoribosylformylglycinamidine cyclo-ligase activity; phosphoribosylamine-glycine ligase activity. The coding region runs from base 1 to 2664 and encodes 887 amino acids. NCBI's taxonomy places the organism in Eukaryota, Fungi, Ascomycota, Saccharomycetes, Saccharomycetales, Saccharomycetaceae. Gene Ontology annotation, biological process: adenine biosynthetic process; 'de novo' IMP biosynthetic process.
AUGAAGUCAGCGCAAUGUUCAUGUUCAGGAUAUUACCUACUCGCAAUGACUGAUUCUAUCUUAGAUUAUAUCUCUCUGUAUUCAAUAUAUUUAAGCAAAUUAAGUUAUUCGUUGAUUUCAUUCUUGCUUACCUUUUUUCUUGUUUUCUUCAUAGCAUCGAGAGUCAUCAAAUACAAAACAAACAGAUCAUCAUCAUCAUCAUCAUCAUCAUCAUCAUCAUCAUUGAAAAGAGAUAAAGAGAAGAUGUCAGAACAAUCGUUAAACUUACUAGUUCUAGGGAAUGGUGGUAGAGAACAUGCCCUAGUUUGGAAGCUUGCUCAAUCAAAAACAGUAAACAAAAUAUACGUUGCUCCAGGUAAUGGUGGUACAAAUUCAUCUAACGACGAUGAAAGGAUCAUAAACUUACCAGAUUUAUCACCAAUACCAUUGAACUUCACCAAAUUACAAGAUUUCGCUGCAAAAAAUAACAUCGAUUUAGUCAUUCCUGGUCCUGAACAACCAUUAGUAGAUGGUAUCACUGAUAUCUUCAAUAAAAUUGGUAUCCCUAUCUUUGGUCCAUCUUCAAAUGCAUCUCAAUUAGAAGGUUCUAAAAUCUUUUCCAAAAAAUUUAUGAAAAAUCAUAAUAUUCCAACUGCUAACUAUAAUGAAUUCAACAACGCAGAAUCUGCAAUCACUUAUAUAAAUUCACAACUAGAUAAACAAGAUCAAAAAAUUGUUAUUAAAGCAGAUGGUAUUGCAGCAGGUAAAGGUGUCAUCUUACCCACCACAAAAGAAGAAGCAUUACAAGCAAUCCACUCAAUAAUGAUAGAUAAACAAUUCGGUACCGCUGGUAAUAAAUUAAUCAUUGAAGAAUUCUUAGAAGGUCAAGAAAUUUCAAUAUUAACUAUUUCUGAUGGAUACUCUUAUUUCAAUUUACCACCUGCUCAAGAUCAUAAACGUAUAUUGGAUGGUGAUUUAGGAUUAAAUACCGGUGGUAUGGGUUGUUAUGCUCCUGCCCCUGUCGCAACAAAGAAACUUUUACAAAAAAUUGAUAACGAGAUUAUUAAACCAACUAUUGAUGGAUUGAGAAAGGAUCGUUUACCAUUCGUUGGAGUAUUAUUUACUGGAAUUAUAUUGACUUCAAUGGGUCCAAAAGUAUUGGAAUAUAAUGUUAGAUUUGGAGAUCCCGAAACUCAAACUGUUUUACCUUUAUUGUCAGAUGAAACUGAUUUGGCUCAAGUGUUCUUGGCUGCCGCUCAACAUAGAUUAGAUUCUGUACCAAUUGGAAUUCAAAAUAAUAAAUUUGCAACCACGGUGGUUAUGGCAGCUGGUGGAUAUCCGGAAACUUAUAAUAAAGGUGAUAAGAUCACAAUUAAUACAGAACUUUUACCAAGGGAUACUUAUAUUUUCCAUGCCGGUACAACAAUACAUAAUGGUGAAUUAGUCACUAACGGUGGUAGAGUCAUUGCUGUAUCUUCAGUAGCAAAUUCAUUAAGAGAAGCUGUCGAUACUGCUUAUGAAGGGAUAAAAUGUAUUGAUUUUAAAGAUAAAUAUUAUAGAAAUGAUAUUGCUCAUCGUGCUUUCCAAACACAGAUCACGUCAAAAGAACAACAAACAACAAGUAUAACGUAUGAAGAUUCUGGGGUUUCCGUUGAUAAGGGGAAUUUAUUAGUUCAAAAGAUAAAAAAUAAAGUGAAAUCAACAAGAAGGCCAGGUGCUGAUUCAGAUAUUGGUGGCUUUGGUGGUCUUUUCGAUUUGAAAGCAGCAGGUUAUAAAUUAGAUGAUACUUUGUUAGUCGCUGCUACAGAUGGUGUAGGUACUAAAUUAUUGAUUGCACAAGAAACAAAUAUUCAUGAUACCGUAGGAAUUGAUUUAGUUGCCAUGAAUGUUAACGAUCUAGUGGUACAAGGUGCUGAACCAUUAAUCUUUUUAGAUUAUUUCGCUACAGGGAAAUUAGAUCUUCAAAUAGCAUCAGAUUUCGUCUCUGGUGUCGCAGAUGGUUGUAUACAAAGUGGUUGUGCCUUAGUUGGUGGUGAAACUUCUGAAAUGCCAGGAAUGUACCCAGUGGGUCAUUAUGAUACUAAUGGUACUGCUGUAGGUGCUGUUAAUAAAAGUGACAUUCUACCAAAGGUAAAUGAAAUGGAAGCUGGUGAUAUAUUAUUAGGUCUCGCUUCUGAUGGUGUUCAUUCUAAUGGGUUUUCAUUGGUGAGGAAAAUUAUAGAACAUAGUGGGUUGAAUUGGGAUGCAGAAUGUCCAUGGGAUCCAUCAAUGACAUUAGGUAAUGCUAUCCUUGUACCAACAAGAAUAUAUGUUAAACAAUUAUUACCAUCAAUUAGAGAAAAAUUAUUACUUGGGUUAGCACAUAUUACAGGAGGUGGGUUAGUUGAAAAUAUUCCUCGUGCAUUACCUUCGCAUUUACAAGCUAUUGUGGACAUGUCUACAUGGGAUGUUCCAUCAGUAUUCCGUUGGUUCGGUAAGACUGGUAAUGUUCCAAUAAAUGACAUUUUAAAGACUUUAAAUAUGGGUAUUGGUAUGGUCUUGAUUGUGAAACCGCAAAAUAUUACCAGAGUGAAACAAUUAUUAGAAGAAGCUAAUGAAACUGUAUAUCAAAUUGGGGAAUUGAAGACGAAAGCAUCAUCCAAUGAACCAGGUUGUAUUAUUCAAAACGCUACUAGUUUGUAUUGA